Ostrea edulis (European flat oyster) is the source of this 7792-nucleotide messenger RNA. RefSeq lists its product as uncharacterized. The transcript has 7 exons. NCBI's taxonomy places the organism in Eukaryota, Metazoa, Mollusca, Bivalvia, Ostreida, Ostreidae. The record is from RefSeq and is a predicted model, not a curated record. The coding region runs from base 96 to 2909 and encodes 937 amino acids. Gene Ontology annotation, molecular function: protein binding; metal ion binding.
GAAAUAACGAAAGCUCGCCAAAUUCAGAAUCUGUUAUAUGCAGACGAGGAAAUGGUAAAUUUCCACUAAUAAUUUGAACGGUUUAUCGUUAAAUUAUGGAAAAGUCAAACUAUAUCAAUAUGAGAAGAGGAAAGAGUGCCACUAGGUAUCCCCCGCAACUGGUGACCAAAUAUGCUGUUCAUUUUAUUGUAUCCAACGGAGGACAACUGAUGAUCUCCCAGCUUUUACCUUUGAUUUGUCAGUAUCCUGAACUCAGUGAUUUGGAUAUUCGAAAUUUGCUAAAGACAUUAGAAGAUUAUCCCAAUGUCUUUGAGCUAGUGGACAACAACAAGAGAGAACCACAUAUCUCGGUCCUCUUAGCGUUUGAAUUGCAAAUAUGCGACCAGCCCAGAAAAUGCGGAGGUUUUCCAGGGUGUAAAGCUCUGCACAUCUGCACAUAUUUCAUUCAAAACAAAUGCCGGGAAAAUUCAGACAGAUGUAUAUUUGGACACUCUUUGCAUUCGCAUCAGAAUCUUCCUAUCCUAGCACAACACAGUCUUGACCAAAUAGAGCCAAUGAAAGUCAAAGAAUGGAUGCAGCAACAAUACAACUAUAGGUCUAGAAUUUCUCGCCCGCCUCAGGUCUGCAUCUUCUAUAAUACACAAAGAGGAUGUAAGAACGGCGACAACUGUGAAUUUUUACACCUCUGCAAUUACUUUGUCAAAAGAAUCUGUAAGUUUGGGUCCCGUUGUUCUAGGAGCCAUACCCUUCUCUCGAAAAGGAACACUGAAAUUCUUCAGGAACAUGAUAUUGACGUAGGAUCCAAUCCAGAUCAAAUUCUAGACAUGCUAACCGCUCACAAUACACAGGACAAGCAAUUUGACAAAUUCGAAGGCCAUCCUUGUGUAUCUGCAGAACCUGAUUACCCACUGUCACAAUCCAAUACGGACGAAGGGAAUUAUAUGACUCCAGGAAAACCAUUCCUGAUUGAAGUAAAAUCGGAUUGUAUAAAGCUGCAGUGGGGGCCUGUAUCCCAGUUAUCCUCUGAACAGGAAUAUCAGAUACAGUACAAAGAAAUGUCGGAUGGACGAUGGUAUACAUACAAUCAAUCAGUAUCCUAUGAUUCAACGCGAACUUCCGUGUCGGGUUUGAAGUCACAAUCGUCAUAUUCAUUCCGGAUCCGUGUUAUAGAUGCCAGGAAAGGGAAAGAAUAUCCAUUUAGUGCCGAAAGUCCAGUUUUCGAAACACCAGAAUCUCCGGCUUUGAAGAUGCUAUAUUAUUCCAAGUUGUUCAAGUCUGGAAAUCCAGAUAUACUUCGACUGCCUACGAAAGAGGUUUUAAAAGCAAGAAACAGCAAAGUCAAGUCCAAGAAACUUUCUGUAGGUUCAGAUAGAUUAUUUUUAUCUGAGAAAACUAUAAUGUUAGUUGGAGCCACAGGAAGCGGAAAAAGCACUCUAAUUGAUGGUUUUGCUAAUUAUCUGUUCGAUGUGAACUGGGAAGAUCCUUUUCGGUUCACAUUAGUGGACCUUGAACACGAGGAAAAGAGAAGACUUGGCGAUCAGGCAUUAUCCCAGACUGAAUGGAUCACAUGUUACAGCAUUUAUCCAGAUGUAGCAAGCAAAUUAGACUAUGCACUGCACAUAGUGGAUACUCCAGGAUUUGGAGACACGAGAGGAGUUCAACGGGAUCAGGAAAUAAUUGACCAGAUUCGAGAAAUGUUCCUUUUACCAGGAGAUAAAGGAAUGGCUUGCCUCGAUGCCGUCUGCUUUUUAGUGAAAGCUCCAGACGCUCGACUUACACCAUCUCAGAAAUAUAUUCUGAACGCCAUUUUGUCCUUGUUUGGAAAGGAUAUGGAGAGUAAUAUAUGCACAUGCAUUACAUUUGCGGAAGCACAAGAACCUCCAGUGCUGGCAUCUUUAGCCAAGUCACGUUUGCUACACAAAACAUAUUUCAAGUUCAACAACUUUGCAUUGUUCGCAAACAAUGAACACAAGGAUGAUCUUGCAUAUCGCUUUUGGGACAUUGGAAAGAGAAGUUUUGACAAUUUCUUUCAUUGCCUAGAUAAAAUGGAAACAAAAAGUCUUCAGAUGACGAAUGAAGUCCUUAAAACGAGACAAGAUCUGGAGAAUACGGUUCAUAAUCUUCAAAGUCUAAUUGCGGCUGGAAUGUAUAAAAUAUCCGUUCUAGAAGAAGAAAUUGAUAUUUUUAAGAAGCAUGAAAAGGAGAUACUGGAGAACAAGGAUUUUGUUUACGAGGUCACAGAGCAGGUUCAAGAGAAAGAGGAUAUAUCUGGAAAAGGCCAGCAUACGACGAAUUGCCUGACCUGCAAUUACACUUGCCAUAAAAAAUGUCGCAUACCUGAAGAUUUUCGUAAAGAUCAUUGUGUAGCGAUGAGCAGAGAUGGAACUUGUACUCAAUGUCCCGGAAAUUGUCCCUGGCAAGCCCACCACAACACUCCCUAUAUCAUUCGAUGGGUAUCCAAAAAAGUUAAGAAAACUUACCGUGAAAAAUUGCAGCGAUAUACCUCUGCCCAGGAGAACGUCAGCACUCAGAAACAGGUUCUUCAAAAAAUGACUAGAAAUAUCAAGGAUCUUGAGGAAGGAAUAGCCACUCUUCUCGGUACGAUAACCGACUGUAACAAUAAGCUCAAGGAAAUCGCCUUGAAUGAGAACCCAAUGAAUACGGCCGAAUACAUAGAGUUAAUGAUUGAAAGCGAGAAAAGGGAAAGAAAUUCUGGGUAUAUGGCCCGUAUCAGGGUACUACAAGAAUGUCGACAAAAGGCGUUGAUUGGGUACGAAGCCACAGGUUUCUUACAAAAAUCUAGGCAAACUAGAAGAAGCGCUUCAUCCAAGCAUAAUAUUAGUCUUGGAAAUCGUGAUUCUGGAUCAUCAGUCAUCAGUAAAAUGCAUUCUUUGAUGAGUAGCGUGUAAGUGUAAUAACAAUAUAAGAAUGUAAAUAAAAAAGAAUAUACCAAAUGAUUGGUAGAACAAAAACUUUCUCUAAAUUGCAUUUAUCAUCUCACCGAUUAACAGUUCAUGCCUCAUACGGUUGGGGCUAUGGAAAAAAAUGCUGGUAAUCAUUUGCUAAGAAACCAUAGUAUUAAAAAACCUAUUUCGAAAGACUCAUUGUUAAGCAUUGUAAUUUUUGCGGUGUGAUCUUGUGUGCUAUCACCCAGUUUGCUUAUGUUUUGUUAUAUGAGUUUUGAUUCAUAUCAAUAUAUUAUUUAUAAAAGAAAACAUGGACCGUUUCAUCAUUCGGUAACCGAAACAUUAUAGAAUAUUCAUAGAACAUACAGUGCCUUAUGUAAGAGUUGUUAUGCAGAUAGAAUGCGUGAACAUGUCAAUCUUUCAUCCUCAUUUUCUACAUUGAGAUAUAUCUUAAGCAUUGUAUCGGGAUCGGUGUGAAUUCACUAGUGCUUAUAAACUAUCUAAACUGUGUAUUUGUUUCUAAGAUAGUAUUUUCUAGUUUAGUUUCUUUCUUUGUUCGUUUGCCUGUUAGUUCAUUAGUUUCAUUUCCAGUCUUAAAUUGUCAAGAAUGAAUCAACCAAUAUUUACUUUUAAUGAGACUGAAUAUACUUCAUCAAUUUCUUUUCUUCAACUAUUGGAAGGUAGAUUAAAGCAUAUCAAACCAUGUAGCGGAUUGACUGUCCAUAAAUGAUCGUAUACGUAUGUUAUAUAUUGGUAAAUGUUAAAUUCAACGAUACAUUCCUGGACGCCGUUUCAUCAAUAAGUGUAAAUUUUCAACUAACUAAGUCUUACGCCGACUACGUAAAUCUAGUUACGUAUAAUCUUAGUUUAGCGCAAACCGCGUUUCACGAAACGACGUAAAUACAUGCGUACGUUACUACUCGACUAAAUUUUCAACUAAGCUUACGUGCUUAGUUACCGCGUCCUGAGCAUGCGUACAUCAUACUUUCGGGUGUUUUUUUCACUUGUCGUCUGGACCAAAAUAAUGAAUAAAAAGAACGCAAAGAAAAUGAACAAGCGGAAUUGGUUGGAGACAGAGGUGGCCAUGUUGACAGAGGCAGUUAAAUUUUCCUAUACCAUACUAUUUGGGCACUGCAUACUAAAUCAAACAUAUCACUCCAUAAACAAAAUUUGUUUUUAUCUAAGCCUAUAUAGGCCUAUGUAUAUAUUUUAGAUCUCUUCUUCUACAAAAAGUAGUUGUUUUAUGAUUUCAAAGUUUAUUAUAUUUUAAGUGCAUGUAGGUCGACACGAUACAUCUACAUUGUAUAUAAUCUAGAUCUAGAUAUUAACUAUAUAUUUAUACUUUAAUUGGAUAAUUGAUGUAGACUCAUGGGCCUAGAUGUGUUUGAACAAAUUGAAUAUGUGUGCAUAUUUUACAGUUUGGGAUUAUAUACUGACACGUACCAUCGUUUUGCAAAGUGACUGGGGGGUUGCAGCUGGGACAUAAAUUAGAUGUUGGCUUUUCAAAUAAUCUUUUGUCCUAUCUGCAAAAUCCUUAUUCGGAGGUGGGGUGGAGUGGGUGGUGUUGGAAUCUUUUGAAGUGAUUUCCACAUUUUUUUUUCUCUCAGGUUUCAUUUUCUUCAACCGUGGGGGUGCUAUCUUCAGAGUCUUCUAUCAUGAGUGCCUCAAAACAUUUUCCUACAAACAUCAUGUGUGUGUGGGGUGGGGGUGGGUGAGUGUUAGACUUCUUCUAUUAAUGCUCAUGAUCAUACCUCACUAAAUAGUUUUUAUUCAUAAAUACCUCUCAUUCACUUACAGUACAAAAUUUUAACAAAUCGUAUUGUUAAAAAAAAGUGGAGUAGCAACGCAGGGUGCCCCCUCCCAUUCACUCCGAUUCGUGCCUGAUAUACAUGUACAUGUAGAUGUUUUUCUUUAUUUGAUAACAUAAAAUCUAUAUCUGCACGGAUUAUCCUGCACAUCUCUUAUCACCGAAAUUUGUCAAGUAUCAAACUGUUACGAAGACUUUUUUUUUUAUUUGGAAGAACUUUAUUAUCAUAAUAUAGUUAUAUGAUGUAUCUGUUAAGACGGGAUAUUUUUUCAAGAUUUAAGAUAUACAAUGGAAAAUAGUAGAUCUUAAAGUCACUGUUCAUGAAAUAUACAUUACACUUCCGUAAAUCCACCCACCAUACGACAGAGAUCGAAUUGAAUCGGGCUCGCUAAUCAUUUGUUCCAAGUUAGUCAGAGCGGAAGUUUUGAAGAGAUUUAUAAAUAGCCUACAUAUAAUACAACAAAGUGAAUGUUCCCUUUACGGUGGACUACUUACAAAGGGAUUUGGGAAUAACAUUGUACAUUCAUCAUUUAUGUACAGAUAGACACGUGUGAAAAAUAAUCAUACAGUAAAGGCAAGCCAUAAAUUUACUAGUUUUCAAAGGGACGAAACCCUUAUAGCCUUACAUAUUUAUCGUUGUAAACGUCUAAAAGCACCCUGUCUAGAAAAAAUUGAUCACGACGCAAAGCUCGUCGGUACAAAUUCCAUAUAUAUUUACAAACAGCUAACAGUCGGCCAUGAUUUUUGCUUCCGUAGGUACUUACGUAAGGGUUCGACCUGACGUAGUGUCUCUACUUGUUAGUAGAAAACUUGCGUAAAUUUUAAUUUUACGCCAUUUGAUGAAACGGACUUACGUAAAAUAUUUAGUCUAGUCAGAAAGUUACGCCAAACUAAGCUUACGCAACUAGUUACGAUGUUUGAUGAAACGGCGUCCUGGAAGAGAUAACUAAGAACAUGAACAGAGGUGUCCAUAAAUGAUCGUAUACGUAUGUUACAUGUAUAUAUUGGUAAAUGUUAAAUUCAACGAUACAUUCUUGGAAGAGAUAACUAAAAACAUGAACAGAGGUUUUAUUUUUAAAUAUUACGUUAAUGUAGCUGUUUGAUCAUGAGAUUGUUCAGGAUCUGUAAAACUUUCUUAUCUAUUUGAUUGAAAUAUAAAUUUUGUAUAGUUUAUUGAAGCUUCAAACCAUGUGUUUGUCAUCGAUACUCUCAACUCUGUAUACUAUCUGAGCUAUAAUCUUUGUAUUUUAUUGAACGGGAUGCAUACUUCAGGAACCUGUAGGGAUUUUUUAAGUGUGACUUAAUAUGAACAAUAGCAUGUUGUCUUAUCUUUCAAUUUUAUUUCUAUCAAGGCAUUAUCCUGUUUUAUAAGAUGAGGAACACUUCUAGUAUACUGGUCCCCAAAAUAUGGCGCUAAAAUGUGUGCUGCCCAAGGCGGUUUGGUAUAUAUAUACGAUCGCAUUAGCGAUCAGUAAAAUCGCUUAAUCGAAAAAAUAUCACAAAAAUAAGCUCAAAUUCGAAUUCCUUGUUAAAAACGAAGUUUAAAAAACUGAUUUUUAAAUCAGUGUUUAUAUCCGAAAUGAAAAAUGAUGCAAGAAGACGUACAUUUUUUUCUUCCAAAAUAAAUGGAAUCCGUUGUUGAGCAAAGUGGUCACGUGUGCUUUGUAUACGUAAUUCUCAUGAAUAUUCGUAUGAUACGACGUCACUGAUGUUGAUGUAAACAAACUGAACAGGUGAUUUGUGAUGAAAUGCCCCUAAAACCGAAAUAAUUUGUUUUUUUUGAUUUGUGCUGAUGUAAGAGAGCUGAUUCACUGUUUUGAUAAAUUUGGACAAAAUCUGUGGCAGCUGUAACAACGGGAAAUUUGGAUUAAGAAAGGAUUCGUCAUAUUCAAGCGACGGAUUUGUAUGGAGAUGUUCUAACAAAACCUGCAACAACAAAAUUUCCAUCAGGACUGAUAGUAGGUUUGAAAAGCAGAAAUUAACGCUGGGAAAAAUUCUGUUAAUAACAUAUUUCUGGGUAUACAAAGCUAGUGAAAGUUUCGUGAGACAAGAACUUGAAAUUGCAGGUCAAACUGUUGAUGAUUGGUAUAAUUAUUCCCGAGAAGUGUGUACCUGCAUUUUAGAGAAGAACUCAGAAAAAGUAGGAGGAGUGGAAAAAUUUGUGGAAAUUGACGAAAGUAAAUUUGGUAAAAGAAAAUUUCACAAGGGACGGAAAGUUGACAGUGUCUGGGUUUUUGUGGCAUUGAAAUGGAGGCGAAAAGGUGGGGUUUUUUUUUUUACAACAGUGGUAGAUCGAAAACGAGAAACUCUCCUCGAAAUAAUAAAAGCCAUCAUAUAGCCUGGUACAACUAAAAUCAACGAUUGCUGGAAAGCUUAUGAUAUUCUUGAUAAAGAAGGGUUCGAACAUUUAAAAGUAAAUCAUUCUGUAAACUUUGUAGAUUCCGAUACAGGGGCACACACCAAUACCAUAGAAUCUACCUGGCGUGCAUUAAAAAAGUCAUUACCAGUCAACGGCACAGUUAAAUCUUUGUACGAUACUUAUUUAAGUCAGUACUGCAUCCGAAAAAAAUAUCUUACAGACUGCCAAGAUCCAUUCCUUAAAUUUCUACAACUUAUUGAAUCUGUAUAUGACCCCUCGAUACUCGUAUCCAACCUUACUUCAUCAAAGCCAAAAGAAUCCUUCAUUGCCAAACAACGACAAGUUCUUCAACCCCUCGAUCUAAUUAAUGCAAACAACAGCUUAGAUGAUUUUAUAUUGUAAGGUAAGACAAUUUUAAACUCCAUUUGGCUUGUCGGGGGCUGCCGCCCCCAAGCCCCAGCUUAAUCUACUCAAACGCCGUUGGGCUUUUAUUUUUAUCGCACGAUUUUCAUUGCUCAGCAUCCGAGGCGAAAAUGUAAAUGGCGGCGUGUUUACAUUGCGCUUAGCAACGGCAAGGGAAAUAACUGUUCAUGCACAGUCUCGUGCUUCUGGGGACCGGUAUACUAGAAACUUCCCUAAGAUGAUACUGUUAACAAAUUAUUUGUUAUGAUUUUCACUACUCGUUGUAUGAAUUACUUCAAUAAAACUUAAUUUAGUCGA